This is a messenger RNA of Trichomycterus rosablanca, 1544 nucleotides long. It is a transcript of the gene bmp2b, whose product is annotated as bone morphogenetic protein 2b. The transcript has 2 exons. Lineage: Eukaryota; Metazoa; Chordata; Actinopteri; Siluriformes; Trichomycteridae. Gene Ontology annotation, cellular component: extracellular region. Gene Ontology annotation, molecular function: growth factor activity; cytokine activity. The coding region runs from base 158 to 1390 and encodes 410 amino acids. The record is from RefSeq and is a predicted model, not a curated record. Gene Ontology annotation, biological process: BMP signaling pathway.
GCGUUAAAGAUCAGCGCGUUUCGGUGCGAGAGCGAUCGAUUUGGAGCCUGGGCGUUUGCCCGGAUCCGGAUCAGGGUCCAUGCGCCAAGUUGCCGCCUGAUGCGAGCUCGGCCCGGGAGCACUGAGCCCCCCUCCUGUCCUCCCUCUCUGUCUGAUCAUGGUGGCCGUGCUCCGCUCGCUGGUGGCUCUCAUGCUGCUGCUCGGGCAGGUGUGGCUGGGCGCCGCUGCUGGUCUUCUGCCCGACGUGGAGCGGCGCAAACACGCACCCGAGCACUCCGAGCGCUUCUUGCGAGACUUCGAGCUCCGGUUGCUCAAUAUGUUCGGACUGAAGCGCAAACCCACGCCGAGCAAAGGAGCCGUGGUGCCACAGUACAUGCUGGACCUCUACUAUAUGCACUCGGAGAACGGGGACCAGAAGAGCUCAAGGCGGCCAAGGAGCAUAAUGGGAAAACACGCGGAGCGCGCUGCCAGCCGUGCCAACACCAUCCGGAGUUUUCAUCAUGAGGAGUCUUUAGAGGCCCUUUCCAGCCUAAAAGGAAGGACCACACAACAGUUGUUUUUCAACCUCAGCUCAGUGCCAGCGGAAGAGCUCAUGACAGCCGCAGAGCUGCGUAUCUUCAGAGACCAGGUGUUCAGUGACUUUACUCAGAACAGCACCAGCAGUGCUGGCAACAUUCACCGCAUAAACAUUUUUGAGGUCUUCAGGCCAGCUAAUUCCUUAUCAGAAGAGCCUCUCACCAGGCUUUUGGACACCCGUUUGGUGCAGGACUCUCAUUCACGUUGGGAGAGCUUUGACGUGAGCUCAGCAGCAAUGCGCUGGGCCACCCAGCCACAUCACAAUCAUGGCAUCAUGGUGGAAAUUCUGCAUCCAGACAAUGCCAGCCAGAGUGAGGAACUUGACACAAGCAGAAGGAGGCAUGUAAGGGUGAGCCGGUCACUGCAUGCUGACGAUAAGUCAUGGGUUCAGGCUCAGCCACUGCUGGUUACGUACAGCCAUGACGGACAGGGCAGUGCUCCAUUCCACAGAGAAAAGCGCCAGGUGCGGCGUGCACCAAAACAACGGCGCAAACAGCAGCGUUCAAACUGCAGACGGCAUCCGCUCUAUGUAGACUUUAGUGAUGUUGGCUGGAACGUGUGGAUCGUAGCUCCGCCAGGCUAUCAUGCUUUUUACUGCCAUGGCGAGUGCCCGUUUCCAUUGUCAGACCACCUGAACUCUACCAACCAUGCAAUCGUACAGACUCUGGUAAACUCUGUGAAUUCUAAUGUGCCAAAGGCAUGCUGUGUGCCAACCGAGCUCAGUCCAAUCUCUCUCCUCUACCUGGACGAAUAUGAAAAGGUAGUGUUAAAGAACUACCAAGACAUGGUGGUGGAGGGAUGUGGCUGCCGAUGAGAGCUGAGCUUGAAUGAAGACUUUUCUUAUUUAUAUGAAAGAACCUUCGAAAUGAGCUAUUUUUGAAGAAAUAACUAUAUAUAAAUAUUUAUGUUUACUGAAAAUGGGAAAUAAAAUAUUUUAAUGAGUUUUUUGCCUUUUCAUGGGCUUUGAA